AUGUCUAUUUCUUUAGCAAAUGUUAUAGGAGACACAGUUGUUGCUAAAUUCCCCACUGAAUUAAAAGACAUAUACUUCAUUAAAGAUUCAAUUAAUAAAACUCCUAAAGGUAAAAUUUAUUCCAAGUAUUUUAACACCAUCAAACAACUUCAAAACCAUGGUUUAGUUGAUAAGAAAAUGUAUCAGUCAACUGAAUCAAAUUUGCCUACAAACCGAUCAUCAUCAUCAUUUGAUAACAUGAUAGAAAUUGAAGAUGUCAGUACAUAUAUUUCACAAUUGCAUCAUGAAGUACUAACAUGGCCUGAAAUUGAAAUAAUUUGGUCGAAAACCACCAAUUAUAGGUUAAAAAAUAUUAAAGAGGAUGGCAAUAUUUUUGUUAAUUGGAAGCACUUUAAAGAACCGAUGGGAUAUAGACUUGUUAAUAUCGAUUUCAAAAAAAUGUAUCCUGAAUGCAGUUUUAUUGAAAACUUUGAAAAAUCUCAGUCAAAUUUAUUGACAGUGCUGAAAGAAAAAAUAAAAGAUCCUAGUUCAAAAAAACAAUUGGAUGAAAUGUUGAAAACCUCAUACCUAACUGAAAAUUGUAAAAAUGCGGUUCUAUUCUUCCUUCUUCAUUCGGUGUUUAUUCCAAGUUCUAGAAAGACAACCAGAGAUGAAAAUGGCAAAAUUUCUUCGAAGAAAUUUUCAAUUCGAGACUCUCAGAAUAGUUUUGUCAUAUUGGGAAAAACUAGUGCAGAUUGGAGGAGUUAUAUAUCUAAGAAAAAUACGAAAAUUCAACCAUGCUUGGUGAUAAUUGGCGAAAUUAAUGACCCUAAACAAAUUAUGGGUGUACUUUUGAUGGCAUUAAGUAUAUCAUAA
Macrosiphum euphorbiae (potato aphid) is the source of this 855-nucleotide messenger RNA. Lineage: Eukaryota; Metazoa; Arthropoda; Insecta; Hemiptera; Aphididae. The record is from the annotation of a GenBank genome assembly.